AUGUCUGAGAACUCGGUGCUGUCGCUGCCUGUUGAGGCGCCAGGUCAAGACACGCCUGGAGUUAAUAGCGAAAAUGCUGUUGAGGACACACAUCGCCUGGAUACAUCCUCAGCUACUCGGGUUCAGAAAAGAAAAAGGACAAGUCCCCGAGACCAUUCCAUACUCGAGUCUGCGUAUCAACAGAAUUCGAAGCCUGAUAAAGAGCAGCGCGCUACUCUUGUUCAGCAGACAGAAUUGACGGAGAAGGAAGUUCAGAUAUGGUUCCAAAACCGCCGGCAGAACGAUCGUAGAAAGGCUAAGCCUUUACAACCGCACGAACUGAUUCCGCAUUUCCGUAACGGUGUGCCUGUUGAAGCUGUGAAGCAAUUGCCUACACCUGAGAACAGUCAGGAAAGCUUGGUUGGAGGAGCCUCCUCAGCUCAAGUUCUCUCGGAUCAACUGUCUCCUCGUGGUCCGAGCAUAAAAGAGAUACUCAAUGAGUCAGAAGCUCCGACAUCUUCCAGCCCUACUACCUCCUUGCAGAAAACGCCAAACACAAGUGCUGUUCUUUUCACACCACCAUCAAGUCUAGGACAGUCCAUUGAAGGGAACCGCGGACUAUCACAGCCAUCUAGUGCGACUACGGUUCCGAGCUCAAAUGCUCCCAUCGCAAGGAAGAGAAGCCACGAACAGAUGACUGGUAAUGGUUCCCAGCCUCUGCCCCAGGAUGAAUCACCAAAAGAUUCCAAGUCUUUGCGACGCACAUCCUCGUUUGUGCGUCUAGCCGUUUCUGCAGAUGGCUCCGUCAAAAUACGCGUCAAUGAUGAAAUGACACCAUCUCCUCCGAAAGAGCGACCCGCACCCCCUUCGAACAUGGUCACUCCACGUUCGUCCGGCUUAGCGAGGGCCCGAAGUGAUGUUGCAAGUACUUUCAAUUUUCGAGACGUGCCAGGCUCUGCCAAAGGAGCGAUUGGAAGGUCGAGAGACGCAAGAACCUGGGAAUUCUAUUGUGACAGAUCUGCCCGACAUUCGCUGGCUGCACGUGCGGAAGAAGAGGCAUCAGGCUCAGCUGUAGGAGCCUUAGGACUGAUGCGUUCAGCCAGUUCGAAGCGUACACUGCCACUAACUCCAAAUGCAGCAAAACACAACAACAUGAGAAGAACACCAUCUAGCAUCAAGGGAAAGCCCGGCCUGCCGAGAGCGCAAUCGUCCAUGGCCAGAUUGCAGAGCUCCGAUGGACUAUCUGAGGAGGACAGCGCGAAAAGGUUGCAAUCCGGACACUACCGCCGCAGCUCCGGCACUGAUUCUGAUAAAGAAAACUGGUUACCAGGAACACGUCACGCCGUCCACGAUUUUCGAAGAUCACAACAGUCUACGCAACAACGAGACACUAUUUUUCAAGGGCAUAGUGGCGCAAGAACUGAGCACGCGCAUCCCAUCCCCACGUCGUUGGGCAGUAAGAACCAAGUGAGGAGACCACCUAAUGGAAAAGCGAAAGGUGAAGAUUUGGAUUGUGUGCAAGGUUUGUUGUCUUUGAGUCAGGGUGCGUGGCGGUGA
Molecule: messenger RNA, 1536 nt
Organism: Lithohypha guttulata
Lineage: Eukaryota; Fungi; Ascomycota; Eurotiomycetes; Chaetothyriales; Trichomeriaceae
Gene: YOX1
Product: Homeobox protein yox1
Exons: 3
Coding region: 1-1536 (511 amino acids)
Biological process (GO): cell differentiation; regulation of transcription by RNA polymerase II
Molecular function (GO): DNA-binding transcription factor activity, RNA polymerase II-specific; RNA polymerase II cis-regulatory region sequence-specific DNA binding
Source: RefSeq, a predicted model, not a curated record